Molecule: messenger RNA, 2051 nt
Organism: Stegostoma tigrinum
Lineage: Eukaryota; Metazoa; Chordata; Chondrichthyes; Orectolobiformes; Stegostomatidae
Product: paired immunoglobulin-like type 2 receptor beta-2
Exons: 7
Coding region: 67-930 (287 amino acids)
Biological process (GO): regulation of actin cytoskeleton organization; regulation of osteoclast development; regulation of bone resorption
Cellular component (GO): plasma membrane
Source: RefSeq, a predicted model, not a curated record
CAGAAUCCCGUCAUCAUUCUGUUGCAAUCGGUGAGAGCAGGCAGCCAGAGCGAGAGCAGGACGGCAAUGGGCUCUAAUCUCCAUCUCAUCCUUCUGUCUCUCUGUGUCGCGAUGAUAAAGGGAAAGGGAUUCACAGUGAACCAACCGGAUCGAUUGGAGGCUGUGGAAGGGGGAUCGAUCGAGAUCCCGUGUACAUUCACUUACCCAGACAGUUACAGACCCCCACGGAUCAACAUCUUCUGGAGAAGAUCGGAGUUUCACGGGGAAUUUAUCUUCAAUUUGUCACGGGGAUACACUCACCCUAUAUACCGAGGGCGAAUUGACUUCCUGGGAUCACCGGACACGGGGAGGACAGGAACCAUCCGGAUAAAGAAGCUGGGAUUGCGGGAUACAAACCGUUAUUUCUGUCGGGUGGCUAUAACAGGAAAUAAGAGUGAGGCCUGGCAAAGCAUCCCAGGGACCCGCCUCACUGUCCGAGCACGGCAACCGACUACUUCCAAUCCCACGGUGAAAACCAGCACCAUUUCCACAACCACACUCACUACCAAUCGAAGAAAGUUGGCCUGGAUUCUAGGGAUUGCGGUUGCCACGGUGAUUGUGCUCCUCAUUUCCGUGGCGAUAGCAGUGACUUUCUAUGUCCGCAAGAAGAAAGAUCAGCAGCGAGGUAACUUCAGGAAAGGGAGCGUGCACAAUGGUCUAGCCCUGGACAGCUCCCCAGCGAAGGACGAGGGUCUAUCCCAGGAAGGCCCUGGCACCCAGUACCGAGCUGACACGGAGUCCACUGGUGAGUUCGUCCACCCAGAAGGGAUUGUCUACGCUUCUCUACAGGCCGGAAGAGGAGGACAAGGCCCGACGACCAGGAGCAAGGCCCCACGAGGGGAGGGGGACAUUCUGUACGCGGCCGUACGGUUUCAAUCGCAGUCUUCAUAGUUUUAGCCCCCUCCCCCUUUCCCCCCACCUCUUUUCUCCUUGCCCCACAAGAGCACCGAGGCCCACAGGUCAGAGAAAGGCCUGGAUCCUGCCAGCCUGAAGUAGGCCUCUCUCCGUCACUGCGGACCAGGUCCAUUCGACCUCCGUUGGGUGCUCCCCAUUUGCACCCCCCACCCACACCUUGGAUGCCUUUAUACAAAAUAAAGCAGUAAACACGACCGGGCCUCAUCCUCCAGCGACCACACCCACCGCAACCCCCUUCCCACCACCCCCGCCAUCUCCGGGGGGGGGGGGUCAGAAACCCAGUUCAAAUCACUCCAUUGCUUCUAGAACAAAGAACAAACGAGAAGUGCAGCUCAAGGAGAGGCCCUUCGGCCCUCCAAACCAUUCCUGGCCCUCAUGCCCUAACUGAAACCUUCUGCCCUUAUUUGGUGCCCUAUCCCUCUAUUCCCUUCUCAUCCACGGAACCAUCCACAUGCCUCUAAUUUCAGAGUUUACAAACUACCCCUUGAUGAUUGACAAAAUGGUGACCAGGGAUGGCGGGGGGAGGCUUGUCACUUUUUUUUGUUCAAUAAAAAUACCCUCAGCCCUUUAGAGGGGCAACGCAAUUUCAAAGCCUGACACCACCCUACCCCCUCUCCCCGCCACCCCCUCCACCCCGGCCAAAGUGACUCCAACCCCUCAUCCUGACACUCUCUGUCUUUCCUUCACCGACAUUCAGGGUGCCACCCCGCACCACCCCCACCCCCACCCCCCCAACCUCGAGUUCGUCAAUAAACGGCAAAGUGCCAACGUCGCGUUUUCAUUUGUGUAGCCCCCGUUUUUCUUGCAAAUCGCUCUCCCAAGGGACUUGGGAGUGAAGUGUUUGUUGCGAAGGGUGGUCGCUUCUCCCUGUGGGGAGUGUGGGAACUGGGCCCCAUCUGUUGGCAAUUCCCACGAGCAGGAAAUUUAUAAAUAAGCAGGUAAUUUAGUGACUGGGCUACAAGUAUUGUCACGUGACUUUGCCCUGCCUAAAAAUAUUUGCUGUAAUCUCAUUUACAAAGACAUUUAUGGAGUCACGCAGUAUGGAAACAAACUCUUUAGCCCAACCCGUCCAUUUUUCCUAAAAUAAACCAUGUUUC